Molecule: messenger RNA, 1890 nt
Organism: Cyanidioschyzon merolae strain 10D
Lineage: Eukaryota; Rhodophyta; Bangiophyceae; Cyanidiales; Cyanidiaceae
Product: similar to glycogenin-interacting protein
Exons: 1
Coding region: 1-1890 (629 amino acids)
Biological process (GO): negative regulation of centriole replication; protein autoubiquitination
Cellular component (GO): peroxisome; aggresome
Molecular function (GO): tumor necrosis factor receptor binding; zinc ion binding; ubiquitin protein ligase activity
Source: RefSeq, a predicted model, not a curated record
AUGGACAGUGAUACGGACCUGUCGUCGUUGGAAUGCUCUGUCGGUGACGACCGGCUCAGCGACACAGCACUGAGUGGGCUGGUGUCGCCGAGAGCGGGCAGCCCACCGCUGAGCGCCGACAGCGAGGAGCUCGCCCCAGACCGCACACCCGAGUCGCUUGAUUGGAUGCAACUUGUUGCACAGCUAGCACGUUUAUGUAGAGUGGAAGAAAGAGGGGACAGGUCGUCUGGUACCGUUCUUUCACAGCCGAGCGAGCAGUGCCUGGCCCUCGAGGAGGUACACCCCACCGACCUGAACGCGACGGGGCAGCCGCCUGUGACCUCGACGAACGCAAACCCCUGGACGACACAACUUGAACACCAUUUGAACUGCCUUAUUUGCGCUGAGCUCCCUCGCGAGCCGCUUCUCUGUCCUUCGUGCGGGGUCUUGUUUUGCGAACGGUGUGCGACGAAGUGGUGGCGAGAGCCCAGCACGGCGUCGUCGCAGGGACACCGUCGUAUCGCGAGCACACAACCGUGUCCACACUGUCGACAGCCCGUUGCUCGUCACGAACUGGUGCUGGUGCGUUGUCUCCGCGAGCUGCUGCAGAACAUCCGCCGAGGCCCGAAACUGGCGCUGCCAGAGCAGCCAGCGGAAAAGAAUCCAGGUGCACCGCGAUCCCUGUCAGCGCUGAAGGCAACAUUAUGGUGCUGCUCGGUCCACGCUCAUGAAGCUGUGCGGUAUUACUGCCAACGCUGCAAUCGCUUCAUAUGUGCGGAGUGCUGUGCUCCGCUGCCCGAGUGCGAGCAUCGCUACCAUCCGCUGGAACGCGCCCACGAGCGACUCCAAAGUUUGGCAUCUGAGCUAGAGCAGGGUUUGCAACCGCUUCGCGAGCGCCUUCAGCGUUUCGAAUGCCAACUGCUCGAGUACGAGCAGACAUCUCGAUUCUUUCUGCGGCAGCGUGAAGCGCUUUCCCAGCGUAUUCAACGUUUCAUGGAUUCCGUGCUCGAGCAGAUCGAUACCCAGGUCCAGCAGCGGAUCCAGUCCCAGCAGGCAGCACGUACGCGUCUCGUGGACAUGCGUAUGCAUCUGCGGCGGUUACUCCGCGACAUGGAACGUCGCCUGCUGGCGUAUCGUCAGGACAUUGCAGGGCAUUAUGCGGAGCGCGCACACGCCCUCCCCAGCAGCGCUGAGUCGCUCUUACGUGCACACCAGGAAUGGAAAGAGCGCUGGGAAGCGCUGAGCGCGCUCUCCGUCAUAGAUGCAUCCGACGCGGUAUGCAGUGCGUGGAGCGAAUCCGCUGGUACUACGAUGUUGGUGGCGCUUCCCGAGGACCAAGCACCUAUACCGCUGAAAUGUGCGGUGCUACCACCAUUUGCAUGGGCCCGUGUUCCCGGCACGUUGAAGGUAUGCGGUUUGCGGUGGCAAGUUCAAUGGAUGGAUGCCUGCUCCUGGGACGCAACGCGUUCGCCGCGGAUACCUGACAGGAAGACGCCGCCUCGGGCGCAACGCCCGACCCCCAGCGAUGGAGUCGCUGCGCAUGCGGGGCCACUGGCGCGAUCCGAGUCUCGAGGUCUGCUUGUGAAACUCGAGCAUCGACCAGGGCUGGAACGCGAGCCGGAGGAUAUUCGUUUGCAGCUGGAAUUCGUGGUCAUGCAUCAGCAACGAAGUGUCUGGGGCGGCCUCUUCUCCGUGAACGCAACGGAUGGCUGGCAAGCGAUGCUGGACGUGCCUGAUACAGUUGUUGUUCUUGUUGAGCGGGCUCGGUGCCCUCAAGAUGAGCUGCAGGUUGGGCUCCGCUUCCCGGACAUUGUGGAGCACAGCAAGCAACAGACAGCGUAUAUUCAGUGGAUGGAGCAGCGACAAGCUCCGGAUCAAGAGUCUGUGGACCGUUCGCGUUCAGCCAUUUGA